UCAAUCUGAUCUUUUAUUUUGAAAGGCGCAUUACGGAAGUUGUUGAACGACACGCGGAGGAGGAGACAACCGACCAACAACAAACAACAACGGUUAACCGCAGAAUCCCUCCGUGUGUCCGGGCCGGGUGCUCUCUGCUCGGUGCGAAGCGGGACCUGCUAACCGCCAGCAGCCGUCCGGACGUUGGUCUCGGCCCCUGAACGCGCCGCGCUGUCCGCUGAUGGUCGUUUGAAUCUCGCCCCGGUGUUUGUCGCCGCUUCACGUCCGACCAACAUGACGACUUACACGGCGCUUCAUUCUCAGCUGACGUCCAUCAUGGAGGCGCUGACUAAAGCGGCGGUGGCGGAGAUCUGCGAGCUGGUCGAUGACAGCUACGCCGUGCUGCAGCUCGAGAUCUCCCGGAGCCACAAGGAGAACGAGGCGCUGAGGAGGAAGCUGGAGCUCAUCGAGACCAUCAUCGCCCGGGGACACCGGGGGAACGUCCCGGUGCUGGACUACGGAGCGCAGGACGCGGUCGGCGGGGGGCCGAUGGAUUUCACUGUGGAACGUGCCUUACCAGCUGGAGUUGGACUCAAACACCAAACAACAAACCUCAGACGAGCUGGACGGGUCCCCGUGUCAGAGGCGGUGCCGGCGCUGAACGCUGCCACCAAAGAGGACUCGUCUGCUGCAGAGGAGACGAACAGUCAGGACGUCGUGUUGAUAAAGACGGAGGCAGCAAAAGAGGAGGCGAACGACGACGACGUCACAGACGAGCUGCUUCUCAACGAAGACGGGACGGAGGUGCAGCUGUCGGAUGCAGAUGACAGUGGGGAAGGACCCUCAGGGAUGAUGAUCUCCACCUCAGCAGCCGACAUGAGGACGUGGGAUCAGAACAGUGACGGGCCGUCUGAGCGGGUCGACCAUCAAGAAUCCCAUAAUGCACUGGGGUCUCCGGGCCCUGCAGGGGGCGCUCAGAGCAGCUCUUCAGGUGUCGUGUUUGACUUGGCCUCAGAGUCGGACAGUGAAGCUCCACCUGUAGUCCAGAAGAGGAAGUCGUUCCUCCUCGGGUCGGGAGGAAGCCCCGCCUCCCUGCCCGGGACCUCUGAGCUGAAGAGGGGCGUGUCUCUGACCAGCUCCCUCCCCUUUGACACAGAGCUGGAUCUGUGCUCCUCAUGGACCAAUCAAGGCCGGCCGAGCAUGGUGCCCGUCGUUCACCGGCCUUCUCUCCAGGACAAAGUGUCAGACCUGAACGCUGCAGGCUUCCCUAUAGGACUCAGUCUGGGUGGACCCAGACUGGACCCACUGGAUCUGAACAGGUACUGCAGGGACCGGCGUUUCGUCUGCAGCUACUGCGGGAAGUGCUUCACGUCGUCCCGGAGCCUAGAGACACACGUGCGUGUUCACACAGGCGAGCGGCCGUACAGCUGCGCUCAGUGCGGGAAGCGCUUCACGCAGUCGGGACACCUAAAGACGCAUCAGAGCGUCCACACCGGAGAGCGCCCGUUUGCCUGCGAGCAUUGUGGGAAAAGAUUUGCUGGAAAGCAGAACCUGAGGAUCCAUCAGCAGAAACACCAUCCGGCUGAACAGAGUGCUGCUCCUGUUUAACUCAACUGGAAGUGAGAGACACUCUCUGUGAGAGCAGAACAUCGUGCUGUGACUCAUGGUUCUGUGAGGAGCUCCAAACUGUGAUGGACCAGAACCUUACUGCUGAUACUGAACUUCUGAUUGAAACCGAUCUUUUUAAAGGAGCACUCUGCAGUUAUGGAGCGGAAAUUUUAUUCACUUUAAUGCACUGACUGAUGUUUUUCUGUCUGAACAAACUGAAUAAACAAACUGACCUUAAAGAACAACA
This is a messenger RNA of Acanthopagrus latus (yellowfin seabream), 1834 nucleotides long. RefSeq names its product zinc finger protein with KRAB and SCAN domains 1. Gene Ontology annotation, biological process: regulation of transcription by RNA polymerase II. The record is from RefSeq and is a predicted model, not a curated record. Gene Ontology annotation, molecular function: DNA-binding transcription factor activity, RNA polymerase II-specific; RNA polymerase II cis-regulatory region sequence-specific DNA binding. NCBI's taxonomy places the organism in Eukaryota, Metazoa, Chordata, Actinopteri, Spariformes, Sparidae. Gene Ontology annotation, cellular component: nucleus. Bases 274 to 1587 code for a protein of 437 amino acids. The transcript has 4 exons.